Messenger RNA from Cladocopium goreaui, 153 nucleotides. The record is from the annotation of a GenBank genome assembly. Lineage: Eukaryota; Dinophyceae; Suessiales; Symbiodiniaceae.
AUGGGUGGCCUUCUUGGCAUCAAGCCGGCCGAUCCCAACGUUGCGAUGACGCAACCCAAGCAGUCUGCAGAAGGCACCUUUGAGCAAAGCCUCAGUCUCAACGAGCUCUUCGGUGCCUUGAUCUGCUGUUCCCGCGGCACGGUCGCUUCCAAG